This is a messenger RNA of Toxotes jaculatrix (banded archerfish), 2057 nucleotides long. It is a transcript of the gene ca15b, whose product is annotated as carbonic anhydrase XVb. Gene Ontology annotation, molecular function: carbonate dehydratase activity; zinc ion binding. The transcript is spliced from 9 exons. The coding region runs from base 27 to 974 and encodes 315 amino acids. Lineage: Eukaryota; Metazoa; Chordata; Actinopteri; Toxotidae. Gene Ontology annotation, cellular component: plasma membrane. The record is from RefSeq and is a predicted model, not a curated record.
AGAGAGGAGGUCCAGGUGCGUCCAAGAUGAACUGCUUUGUAGUCGCUGCGCUCGCUGUGUGCGUCCUCGCACCAAGCGUCUAUUGUGCCACAGAGUCCAUUGCCUGGUGCUAUCAUUUGUCCACCUGCAAUGACACCACCUGGCCGGUCAUUGCUCCCCAAUACUGCAAUGGCACCCGACAGUCGCCCAUUAACAUCGUCUCAGCGUCUGCCAAAGCUAAUUCCAACCUGACCGAAUUCACCUUUGUUGACUACAGCAGCACCUCCGCGCUGACAAAGAUCACAAACACUGGCAAAACAGUCAAGGUCACCUUGGGGAGUGGGGUUAGGAUUUCAGGGGGAGACCUGUCAGAGGCCUAUGACAGCCUGCAGUUCCAUUUGCACUGGGGUAAUGGCUCCUCUGUCCCUGGCUCUGAGCACACUGUGGAUGGCAAGCGCUACCCCAUGGAGUUACACAUUGUAAACAGCAAGGGAAGCUAUAAUGGAAACACAACUCUGGCUGUUGCAGACCCCACAGGACUUGCUGCUCUAGGUUUCUUCAUUGAGGAAAUGUCAGGUAAUGCAACUGGCCAACCUGCAAGCUGGCACACCUUGACUUCCUAUCUGGCCAACAUCACAGACAGUGGCCAGUCUGCUUCAAUGGCACCUGGGAUUUCACUGGAUGAUCUCCUGGUCGGGGUGGAUCGCACUAAGUAUUACCGUUACCUCGGUUCCUUGACCACCCCCACUUGCAAUGAGGCCGUUGUUUGGACUGUGUUUAAGGACACGAUCAAAGUCAGCAAAGAUUUGAUUGACCUCUUCAGCACAACAGUGCGCGUCUCCAAUAGCUCAUCACCUUUGAUGAUCAAUGUCUACAGAAACAUCCAGCCAGAGCAACCUGUCACAACACAGCCUAGCAGCAGCAGCAGCUCUGCCUCCACAACCUGCUACUCUCUCGGUCUGAUGGCCCUGAGUCUUGUUCUGGGGAGGAGUUAGUGUGAGAAAAUGGGGGGAAGAAAAAAAAAAUGCAGGAUUUUUUUUGUGAGGUCUUGGUGACUUGCGUUGCUUGUGAACCUGGUCUCCUUCCCCAUAUGGUUUGUCUGACUUUAGCCUUGUCCACAUUGUUAAUACAUAAAGUCUGCACUGAAUUACUCGUCAUUAGUGCACCAAUUCAAUAUGUGGGAUGCAACAUCUACAUGUGAUCAGUCCUUUCACAUCUGAGCAAAACUGAGCCUUAAACACAUGAGCAUAUCAGAACAUAUCAACAUCUUAACAUUAUCACAAAAUAGUUUAUUUUGAAAUAGUUUAGAGAUUAGUAAAUGUAAUGAUGGCUGCCUCUGCUCUAAUGUGGUCGUCCAUCAUGUAGUUCUCACGGUAAUGAUGAGCUGUAAAGAAUUAUUCAUCCUUAAAUUUUGAAUCAGGAUGCGUACUUGCAUGUCUUGCAUGCAAAAUCUAUGCUAAACAAGGUAUGCACAAGAAUUUAUAAUUUUAUUUUGGUUUUUUUUGUAUAGUAUGAACAAUUCAGGCACAGCUUGUCUGCUGCCAAAGAUAUAUUCAGGUGCCUGAGGAAGGGAUGUACUUGCACUAAGUUUACGGAAUACCUGUGGUAAUGGUAGUUUAGAAAAGGUAAAAACGCAUUAAUGUAAUCUGAGUGUGACAGUAUUUAGUUACAUUUUAAAUCUGCCUCAUACAUGUAUCUGCCUUGCGUUUAAAAUCAGCCUCUACCAAUUAGUAGUUGCAGUAUAUGGUAGUUUUAUUUUUGUAAUUUCACUUUGUUUUUGUUUUUGUUUGUAUUACUUUAUUUUGUAACCUGAUUUGUUAUAAUUUUGUCCUUGUCUGUGCCGAUACUGUUAGCAGAUGACAUGUGGCCAAGCUGCGAUGAACACCCAAAUUGAAACCCAUGCUGCCUCUUUCAGUUGGUGUAAUGAAGGACUGAGGUUUCAGUGCAAUGAACGCCAUUAUUUAUCAUAAUUAUAUACACUACACAUAUACCUUUAACCAUGUGUUGAGCUACUUGCACAUGUAACAGAACUGUGACCUCUUAAAUGUUUCUAAAUUAAAAUGAUCUGGUGUCAGUCA